Molecule: messenger RNA, 7126 nt
Organism: Heterocephalus glaber (naked mole-rat)
Lineage: Eukaryota; Metazoa; Chordata; Mammalia; Rodentia; Bathyergidae
Gene: Kif13a
Product: kinesin family member 13A
Biological process (GO): microtubule-based movement
Molecular function (GO): ATP binding; microtubule motor activity; microtubule binding
Source: RefSeq, a predicted model, not a curated record
GCGCGCCCCGGCUCUGCCUCGCGGAGCACUCGGCGGCGGCGCGGCGCGUGAGGGGCCGCCUCGGGCCGAGCGGGCGCCGCCAACAUGUCGGACACCAAGGUAAAAGUUGCCGUCCGGGUCCGGCCCUUGAACCGACGAGAGCUGGAGCUGAACACCAAGUGCGUGGUGGAGAUGGAAGGGAACCAGACGGUCCUGCAUCCUCCUCCCUCCAACAGCAAGCAGGGAGAAAGGAAACCCCCCAAGGUAUUUGCAUUCGAUUAUUGCUUUUGGUCCAUGGAUGAAUCUAACACUACAAAAUAUGCUGGGCAAGAAGUGGUUUUUAAGUGCCUUGGGGAAGGAAUUCUUGAAAAAGCCUUUCAGGGGUAUAAUGCAUGUAUUUUUGCGUAUGGACAGACAGGUUCAGGAAAGUCCUUCUCUAUGAUGGGCCAUGCAGAGCAGCUGGGUCUUAUUCCCAGGCUCUGCUGUGCUUUAUUUAAAAGGAUCUCUGUGGAGCAAAAUGAAUCACAGACUUUUAAAGUUGAAGUAUCCUAUAUGGAAAUUUAUAACGAGAAGGUUCGGGAUCUUCUAGACCCCAAAGGGAGUAGACAGUCUCUUAAGGUUCGAGAGCAUAAAGUAUUGGGACCAUAUGUAGAUGGUUUAUCUCAGCUGGCUGUCACUAGUUUUGAGGAUAUUGAGUCAUUGAUGUCUGAGGGAAAUAAGUCUCGAACAGUAGCUGCAACCAACAUGAAUGAAGAAAGCAGCCGCUCACAUGCGGUGUUCAACAUCAUCAUCACACAGACACUGUAUGACCUGCAGUCUGGGAACUCAGGAGAGAAAGUCAGUAAGGUCAGCUUGGUAGACCUGGCAGGGAGCGAAAGAGUGUCUAAAACUGGAGCUGCGGGUGAGCGACUGAAAGAAGGCAGCAACAUUAACAAAUCACUUACAACCUUGGGGCUGGUUAUAUCCUCACUGGCUGACCAGGCGGCUGGCAAGGGUAAAAACAAAUUUGUGCCUUACAGAGAUUCAGUCCUCACUUGGCUCCUUAAGGACAAUCUGGGUGGCAACAGCCAGACUUCUAUGAUAGCUACCAUUAGCCCUGCUGCAGACAACUAUGAGGAGACCCUCUCCACAUUAAGAUACGCAGAUCGAGCCAAGAGAAUUGUGAACCAUGCCGUUGUGAACGAAGACCCCAAUGCCAAAGUCAUCCGAGAACUUCGGGAGGAAGUAGAGAAGCUGAAGGAGCAGCUCUCACAGGCUGAGGCCAUGAAAGCCCCUGAACUGAAGGAGAAGCUUGAAGAGUCUGAAAAGCUGAUAAAAGAACUAACAGUGACAUGGGAAGAGAAGCUGAGGAAAACAGAAGAGAUUGCACAGGAGAGACAACGCCAACUGGAGAGCAUGGGGAUUUCCCUGGAGACGUCUGGCAUCAAGGUGGGGGAUGACAAGUGCUACUUAGUCAACCUGAAUGCAGACCCUGCUCUCAAUGAACUUCUGGUUUAUUAUUUGAAGGAUCACACCAGGGUGGGUGCAGACACCUCCCAGGAUAUACAACUGUUUGGAAUAGGGAUUCAGCCUGAGCACUGUGAGAUCAACAUCGCAGGUGAUGGAGACAUCACUCUUACGCCUAAAGAAAAUGCAAGGUCCUGUGUGAACGGCACUCUGGUGUGCAGUGCCACUCAGCUGUGGCACGGCGAUCGAAUCCUAUGGGGAAAUAACCACUUUUUUAGAAUUAAUUUACCUAAGAGGAAACGGCGAGAUUGGCUGAAAGACUUUGAAAAAGAAACAAGUCUGGCAGAGCAUGAACUGGACACAGCCAGUGAGGCAUCUUCAGAGCCAGACUAUAACUAUGAAUUUGCACAGAUGGAAGUUAUCAUGAAGACGCUGAAUAGUAACGACCCAGUUCAAAAUGUGGUUCAGGUCCUGGAGAAGCAGUACCUGGAAGAAAAGAGAAGUGCACUGGAGGAACAGCGGCUCAUGUACGAGCGGGAGCUGGAGCAGCUCCGCCAGCAGCUCUCACCUGAGAGGCAGCCGCCCAGCAGUGGCCCCAGCCGCCUGGCCUACAGCAGCCAGACAGCGCAGCAGAAGGUGACCCAGUGGGCCGAGGAGAGGGAUGAACUCUUUCGGCAAAGCCUAGCAAAACUCCGGGAGCAGCUAGUUAAAGCGAAUACCCUGGUACGGGAGGCAAACUUCUUAGCUGAGGAAAUGAGCAAACUCACCGAUUACCAAGUGACUCUUCAGAUCCCUGCUGCCAACCUCAGUGCCAAUAAAAAGAGAGGCUUAAUAGUGAGCGAACCAGCUAUUCAAGUGAGGAGAAAAGGAAAGAGCACCCAAGUUUGGACCAUUGAGAAGCUGGAGAAUAAAUUAAUUGAUAUGAGAGACCUUUAUCAAGAAUGGAAGGAAAAAAUCCCUGAGGCAAAGAGACUGUAUGGGAAACGAGGUGACCCUUUUUAUGAAGCGCAAGAGAAUCACAACCUCAUCGGUGUGGCCAAUGUGUUCUUGGAAUGCCUUUUCUGUGACGUGAAAUUGCAGUAUGCAGUCCCCAUCAUCAGCCAGCAGGGGGAGGUUGCCGGCCGCCUCCACGUGGAAGUGAUGCGCAUGACCGGAUCCGUCCCGGAACGUGUGGUGGAGGAUGACUCCUCAGAGAACUCCAGUGAAAGCGGGAGCCUGGAAGUCAUGGACAGCAGCGGAGAAAUCAUUCAUCGAAUCAAAAAGCUGACCUGCCGGGUAAAAAUCAAAGAGGCAACUGGGCUGCCCUUAAGCCUGUCAAACUUUGUCUUCUGUCAGUACACGUUCUGGGACCAGUGUGAGUCCACUGUGGCUGCCCCCAUGGUGGACCCGGAUGUGCCAUCACUGCAGACCAAGGACGCCCAGUACACAGUGACCUUCGCCCACUGUAAGGACUACGUGGUGAAUGUCACCGAAGAGUUCCUGGAGUUCAUUUCAGAUGGAGCCCUGGCAAUUGAAGUGUGGGGCCACCGGUGUGCUGGGAAUGGCAGCUCCGUCUGGGAGGUCGAUUCUCUUCACGCCAAGACGAGAACGUUGCAUGACAGGUGGAAUGAAGUAACUCGAAGAAUAGAAAUGUGGAUCUCCAUAUUGGAAUUGAAUGAGUUAGGGGAAUACGCUGCAGUCGAACUGCAUCAGGCAAAAGAUGUCAACACAGGAGGCGUCUUUCAGCUCAGACAGGGUCAUUCCCGUAGAGUGCAAGUCACCGUAAAACCCGUACAGCAUUCAGGGACGCUGCCGCUCAUGGUUGAAGCUAUCUUGUCGGUAUCUAUCGGCUGUGUAACUGCUAGGUCCACCAAACUCCAAAGAGGGCUGGACAGUUACCAGAGAGAUGAUGAGGAUGGUGAUGAUAUGGAUAGUUAUCAGGAAGAAGACUUAAAUUGCGUAAGAGAGAAAUGGUCAGAUGCACUCAUCAAACGACGAGAAUACUUAGAUGAGCAGAUUAAAAAAGUGAGCAAUAAAAAAGAGAAAACAGAGGAUGAUGUGGAGCGGGAGGCCCGGCUUGUGGAGCAGUGGGUGGGACUGACCGAGGAAAGGAAUGCGGUGCUGGUGCCAGCCCCAGGCAGUGGGAUCCCUGGGGCACCUGCCGACUGGGUUCCACCUUCUGGAAUGGAAACCCACAUACCAGUUCUCUUCCUUGACUUGAAUGCGGAUGACCUCAGUGCCAGCGAGCAGCUCGUCGGUCCCCACGCGUCGGGUGUGAACUCCAUCCUGCCCAAGGAGCAUGGCAGCCAGUUUUUCUACCUGCCCAUCAUAAAGCACAGCGAUGACGAGGUGUCAGCCACAGCCUCGUGGGACUCCUCGGUGCAUGACUCUGUCCACUUGAAUAGGGUCACACCACAGAACGAGAGGAUUUACCUCAUUGUGAAGACCACUGUCCAGCUCAGCCACCCAGCUGCUAUGGAGUUAGUGUUACGGAAACGGAUUGCAGCCAAUAUUUACAACAAACAGAGUUUCACACAGAGUUUGAAGAGGAGAAUAUCAUUGAAAAAUAUAUUUUAUUCCUGUGGUGUAACCUAUGAAAUAGUAUCCAAUAUACCAAAGGCAACCGAGGAGAUCGAGGACCGGGAAACGCUGGCCCUGCUGGCAGCGCGCAGUGAGAACGAGGGCACGGCAGACGGGGAGACAUACAUCGAGAAGUACACGCGGGGCGUGCUGCAGGUGGAGAACAUCCUGAGCCUGGAGCGGCUGCGGCAGGCUGUCACGGUCAAAGAAGCCCUUUCCACCAAAGCCCGGCACAUUCGGAGGAGCCUCAGCACGCCAAACGUUCACAACGUCUCUUCCAGUCGACCAGACCUUUCCGGCUUUGAUGAUGAUGAUAAGGGUUGGCCAGAGAACCAGUUAGACUCGUCUGAUUACACCUCUAGUUACCAAGAUGUAGCAUGUUAUGGAACUUUGCCCAGGGAUUCAUCUCGAAGAAGCAAAGAAGGUUGUUCAUCGGAGACUCCUCAUGCCUUAACAGUCAGCCCUUUUAAAGCAUUCUCUCCUCAGCCACCAAAGUUUUUCAAACCCCUCAUGCCUGUAAAGGAGGAGCACAAGAGAAGGAUAGCUCUUGAAGCAAGACCGCUUCUCAGCCAAGAGAGCAUGCCUCCAUCUCAGGCACAUAACCCUGGCUGCACUGUCCCCUCAGGAAGCAAUGGCAGCAGCAUGCCAGUAGAGCACAAUAGCAAACGUGAGAAGAAGAUUAUUCUGAAGUUAAUCUACCUAGAGGAAUUGCACUUACUUGGAGACUCAGAGGAGGAAGAAAAUGAGCUGGAAGCUAUUAACCGGAAGCUGAUAAGUUCACGGCCUUAUAUACCUGUGGAGUUUGCUGACUUCAGUGUUUACAAUGCCAGCUUGGAGAACAGGGAAUGGUUUUCUUCUAAAGUAGAUCUGACAAACUCACGUGUCAUGGAGAAAGAAGUAUCUCGUAGCCCUACCACCAGCAGUAUCACCAGUGGCUACUUUUCCCACAGUGCCUCCAAUGCCACUCUGUCAGACAUGGUGGUCCCUACUAGUGACAGCUCAGAUCAGCUAGCCACUCAGACAAAGGAUGCAGACUCCAGCGAACAUUCCGGACCACCACUUGUGCAUGAUUUCAGGCCAUCCUCAAACAGAGAGUUGACAGAAGUAGACGGAGGCUUGGGGAAAGACAAGAUAAUCAUGGUGCCAUUCAAGGAAAACAGUGCCUUAGCCAAAGGGAGCCCAUCGUCCCAGAGUCUCCCUGAGAACUCCAGAAUGUUCUGUAGGACAGCUUCAUGUUCCGAACUGGAUGCCUGCCACAGCAAAAAUGGCCAGCUAGCCCAAGAAUUCUGCGCGAGGGAGGUGACUGUAGAACGCACCACCAACAUUCUUGAGGAUCAUUCCUUCACAGAGUUCAUGGGAGUGUCUGAGGAGAAAGAUUUUGAUGGCUUGACAGAUUCUUCUGCUGGAGAGCCUUUGAGUAGAAGAAACCUACCAAAUAGAACAGACAGGAAGAGUGUUUCAGGCAGACCACAGGACACUGAUGAGCGAGCGGCAUUCCAAGUUAGAGAAUGACCAGGGAGGCACGGACUCAAGGUGAAAAGUAGCAGGCACCUGCUCUGCUGGCCCCAGCGUGGCCGCUUUGGGAGACGCCGGCCCCACCAGCACCUUGCCACAUGCUGCAGCCCCGCCGGACCUCAGACCAGCACGGAGAGCCAGGCGCUUUCCCCUCCCCGGCGGGAGGCAGCACUUUCUCACUGGGUGAAUCACAGCCUCUGCUUUUUUCCAGAAAGCAAGAGAACUGAAAUCUUGGAUUAACUAAGUGACAGUAUUUUCGUUUGCACUUACUACACAGCUACACUGUGGAGAAACCUCUACAGAUUUCAAACAAACUUUAUUCUUGUACAGUUUUAAUCAGUUCUUACUGUAGAAUCUGGAGUCAAUGCUCUAAUGUUUUUUAUAAAUAAUAUAUAUUAUGUAUAUGAAAUGCGUAUCUAUGGCAUGUCCGGAGACAGACACAGCUGCACACUAAAAUGCAGAUAAAAGGGAUUCAUAGAAAAUCCUAAGGUACUGGACUUUUACAAAGCAACUUGAGUGAUCACUUCUAUAUGAGCAGAUGAAAAAUAUUUUAUUGCCCAAGAAUGAGGUCGCAAAUUCCCCUUUAUAGAAGGGUUAUAGAAUGCUGUUCUUUAUAACCAAAGAACUCCCACGAAACUGAACGUCUUUGCUGUCCACUCUUGUUUUGUGUGAGCAUAGAUGUUUAACUUCAAGUUUGGUGCCAAUACUUCCUUGGCUACCAGGCCACUCACUGCGGUUCUCUGUCCUGUGUCCUAAGCACACUAAGAAAUCCCACAGCUACAGUCUUUGGUCUUCCACCUGGCCCAACACCUACUGAAGACACUGUAUUGUAACAGUGACAGUGAUGGGCUCUGCCUCGAGGCCAGCGUUUCCUAUACUUGGUUCAGCCCAGCCAGGCAGGUGCAUGCAGGAGCAGUAUUACGCUAAGCAGACAUGAGGGUACCAGGGGUUGGGGUUGGGUGCUGGGGGAUCUGGGGUGGGGGUUGUGGGUUUGUUUGGGGUUGGCAGCUUUCUCUGCAGUGUGGUUUUGCUGUUGUUUUGCUUGAUUCUGAAAAAUGCUGAUGAGAUGGACUGAACUAGGAAGUUCACCAGUGCACAUAUCACAUUUGCAGGAGAUGGUUGAACACAGAAGUCCCUGCUGUCCUGUCUUCAUUUGUAAAAUUCUUCUACAAGUGGAGAUGUAGAAUCGUAUGGAAAUUUUUACAAAAGUACUUUAUGUACCUAUUCUGUAGAUGCCUGUACAGUUGGAGUGGAUGUAAACUGUAAAUGUGUUGUGAAAGGAAGAGUGAGAGAAUGUGUACAGCCUGCUGUACCUUUUCUUUAAGUUUUGAGCAUUGCUAAGUGAGCGAGAUAUUGGAGACUUUGUUGAAAAGCUGCUGUUCAUGAUUUUUGUGUAUAGUGAGCUGACUGUAGUAUUUUACUAUGUCUGUUUAAAAAAAAGAAAACUGUAAUUUAUAUCCCCUUUCAACAUUAUUGUAUUUAAUUGGUACAGAUUUGUGUGUGUGUUUUAGAAUACAAACUGUCUAAUUCAGAUUUUAAAACAUCAAUUGUUUGUCUGCAAUAACUGUGCCGUUACUUUUAGAUCCAAGUCACCAUAUUUGCAUUAAACAAUAUCAGCUAACAUUUA